GCGGCGCUGCCCGUCCCGCACGGCUCCGUCCCGGCCAUGGCUCUGCGGCUGCUGCGCGGCGCGCCCGGGGCAGCGAAGUCAUCGCUUCUUUGCCACUCGCGAAGCAGCUCCAGCUCUAAGCCCGGAGGAAGAUCUCAACCUGCUAAGCAGCCACUAAAGAAACCAAAGUUACCAGUGGGGAGGUUUGAUGAACCAGAAGAGUCCAGUAUGGAGAAGGAACCCCUGGAAAAAUUCCCUGAUGGAAUCAAUCCUACUACAAAAGAGAGGGGUGGACCCAGAGGCCCUGAACCUACACGUUUUGGAGACUGGGAAAGAAAAGGACGUUGUAUAGAUUUCUAAUAUUGAAAUGUCUGUAUUGAUAAUAAAAUAUUUCUAGUUGCUUAAAAAUAUAAUGUACAGAAAAAAAUCUCACCUGGAUUUGUCAUGGAGCUUAUUGUUUCUGUUGUGCCACCACAUUCUGUCAUGUGAUGAAUCUUCUUAAUAAUGCGAUGUAAUUAAACACAGUGCUACAGCUCA
This is a messenger RNA of Haemorhous mexicanus (house finch), 516 nucleotides long. RefSeq names its product succinate dehydrogenase complex assembly factor 4 (gene SDHAF4). Gene Ontology annotation, biological process: mitochondrial respiratory chain complex II assembly. Bases 37 to 339 code for a protein of 100 amino acids. The record is from RefSeq and is a predicted model, not a curated record. Gene Ontology annotation, cellular component: mitochondrion. Lineage: Eukaryota; Metazoa; Chordata; Aves; Passeriformes; Fringillidae. The transcript is spliced from 3 exons.